Molecule: messenger RNA, 2326 nt
Organism: Dioscorea cayenensis subsp. rotundata (Guinea yam)
Lineage: Eukaryota; Viridiplantae; Streptophyta; Magnoliopsida; Dioscoreales; Dioscoreaceae
Product: QWRF motif-containing protein 2-like
Exons: 6
Coding region: 139-1836 (565 amino acids)
Biological process (GO): spindle assembly; centrosome cycle
Cellular component (GO): centrosome; nuclear microtubule; cytoplasm
Molecular function (GO): microtubule binding
Source: RefSeq, a predicted model, not a curated record
CCCAUCUCCAGCUUAGAAUAACUAACCUACUCCUCUCUCCGAGCCAAGGUUCCGCUGCUCCGCCGGUGACUCAAUGCCACCAGAUCGCAACAAGAGAUAGCCUUGAAACACCGAGAUCUGUGCCUUGAGAUCAUCAACAUGGUCGCCGCCACCGCCGCACCGCGAGAUCCUGUCCGUCCACCUCUCUUCCCCUCUGAAAAAGACAAUGCUGCCCUUCCCCGUCGUCCUCGAACCAAAGAGAUCACCUCCCGGUAUCUCACCACCCCCUCCUCCUCCUCUUCUUCAUCGACGAGCUCCUCCUCUUCUUCUCGCCGGUUCCCUUCGCCGCUAGUGACUCCGCGCUCAACCCCACGGCCGGCGACACAGAAGCGCUCCCACUCCGUCGACCGUGCCCGGCCCUCCCCCACCCCCACCGCUGAGCUCUCCGUCGCCGCGCGUGCUCUCUGCACCACCACACGUAGCCUCUCCGUCUCGUUCCAGGGCGAGUCGUUCUUCUACCAGACAUCGAAAAGCAAGGCCUCCUCGCCUAGCCCCGCCCGUAAGGUAACUCCCGACCGCCGCCGGCCUACUGGCUCCUCCGCCACCCCGGUUAAACCCCCAGACCAGUUGGAGAACUCUAAGCCCUUUGAUCACCGCCGCUGGCCUGCUGCCAACGCCCGACACUCCAAUCAUCUGGCGAGAAGCCUGGAUUGCUCCUUGGAGCAAAGGGAGCCGAUCAUGGCUGCAGUUCGAUUGCUGAAUCAGUUCGAUGAUAGUGCUCGCAGGGUUUCGUUUGAUGGUGGGGAUCUCUCUGCGUCGUCGGACACUGAUAGUGUCUCAUCUGGGAGCAAUUCCGGUGCGCCGGAGGCUCGUCUUACUCCAUCAUCUCGAGGGAUUAGUGUGCCGGCGCGGUUCUGGCAGGAGACGAACAGCAGGCUGCGCCGGUUGCCCCAGGCGGCCACCAUAUUGGCGCCGCCGCCGAAGUUGAUUGCUUUCAAGAAGUCAGUAGGUGAUAGCCCUUUGUCAUCUCCACGUUCAAUGUCAUCGCCUCUUCAUGGGCCUGCGAGGUCAUCCUCGCCAAGUAAGCUUUCAUCUUCUCCUUCCUCGAGGGGUGCUGCAAGCCCCUUGAAGACAAGGAAUGGAGUGGCAAUGGGACUGAAUGCAGCCAGGCAGCAGCCGUGCAAUGCGCCAUCCAUCUUGAGCUUUUCGGCGGAGGUGAGGAGGGCGAAGAAGGGGGAGAAUAGGAUUGAGGAGGCACAUUUACUGAGGCUGUUCGAUAAUCGGGAGUUGCAGUGGAGGUGGGUGAAUGCUAGGGCUGGCGUUGCUUUAUCAUUGCAUAGACUGACUGCGGAGAAAAAUUUAUAUGAUGCAUGGAUAACAAUUUCUGACUUGCGUGAUUCUGUCACAAUUAAACGGAUCAAGCUACAUAUGUUGAGACAGAAGAUGAAGCUAAUUUCCAUUCUCAAGGGACAAACAACCUACCUGGAAGAAUGGCUGGAGAUGGAAAGAGACCAUUCUAGUUCUUUAUCAGGAACAAUCGAAGCUCUAAGAGCUAGCACCCUUCGCCUUCCAAUUGUUAGUGGAGCAAGGGCUGAUAUUCUAGAAGUUAAACAUGCCGUCAGUUCUGCAGUUGAUGUAAUGCAGUCAAUGGGAUCCUCGAUAUGCUCUCUCCUAUCAAAGGUAGAGGGGGCAAGCUACUUGGUAUCUGAGCUUGCUAAAGUUGCAGCACAAGAGCGUGGAUUGCUGAACCAAUCCAGAGAUCUUCUGUCCACUGUAGCAGCCAUGGAUGUAAAGCAAUGUAGCCUGAGAGGUCAUAUUUUGCAACUACAGUGCAGGCCAGGCAAGUCACCGCCAUAGAGCACACCUCAGUCUUAACGGCCUUUGUGAUUACUAACAAGCGACCACCUUUCCUUUUCCAACUGAAGGUUGUCCUGGAAAUAAUAACGUGUGAUGGUAUUUUUUGGGUGGUAAGUGCUUUGCUCCAUGCCUAUUAACUUGUCUAGGGUUUUCUGAUUCAAGUGUUUUUGAGUGCGUAAUCCCAUAGAAAUGUAUUCCUUUCAGGUUUUACACUAGCUGUACACUAGUUCUUUAUACUGCUGAUCAAAGAAAAGCUGUUGUAUAUAUGUGUUAUUUUUUCAUUUGCGUGGUUAAAAAUCACCAUUUCUUACCAGGCUUUACGUGUGUUCUGGCAAUGUUAGUUUGUCAGCCUGGAAAUUAUUCAAAUAUUUUUGGUUGCUUGAGGUGAUUGACCCCUAGGAAUGUCCAUUAACCUAUGAAUGAGCAUUGAAGUCAUUCUCAUGUGUUGUAUCUAUUUAAUGUUUUAUAUCAAUCAAUAUUUUUUGUUCUC